Molecule: messenger RNA, 1958 nt
Organism: Dromiciops gliroides (monito del monte)
Lineage: Eukaryota; Metazoa; Chordata; Mammalia; Microbiotheria; Microbiotheriidae
Gene: ZCCHC17
Product: zinc finger CCHC-type containing 17
Exons: 9
Coding region: 255-872 (205 amino acids)
Biological process (GO): RNA stabilization
Molecular function (GO): RNA binding; zinc ion binding
Source: RefSeq, a predicted model, not a curated record
CGCGGUGCCUGAUGGGCGGUGGCUAACGGAUUGGUUGUGGGGAACGGCGGCGUGGGAUUGGCUGUUCUCCGAGCGCUUCAUGGCUGCGUCCUCUUAGAUCCUGUACCCAGCGGGCUUCUGAGUGGUAUGCAGAGCAGGGAGGUACUGCCGAACAAGUCUGUAUUAUCCACUUUUUCUUCUUAGAGCUGUGGAUAUAUAAAGCAGGAGGCCUGAUUGCUUAUGAGGGGAACUCAGAAGCCCACAGAGCAUUUAGGAUGAAUCCAGGAAGAUACGAGUCUUUGGAUGACCUGCCUGACCUUUACACUAUCUUCAGAGGAGAGGUUGUUACAGUGACAGAAUAUGGAGCUUUUAUCAAAAUUCCAGGCUGCAAAAAGCAAGGCCUGGUCCAUCGAACCCACAUGUCAUCCUGUCGAGUGGACAAGCCCUCGGAGAUAGUGGAUGUUGGUGACAAAGUGUGGGUGAAGCUUAUCGGCCGGGAGAUGAGAGAUGACAAGGUUAAGCUGUCCCUUUCCAUGAAAGUUGUCAACCAAGGGACUGGGAAAGACCUUGACCCCAACAACAUCAUUACUGACCAAGAAGAGAGAGGCGGAAGAGGUCCUUCAAGGAUUAAUACAGGGCAGAAGAUAACCCUCGAGGCUGUUCUGAAUACAACCUGCAAGAAAUGUGGCUGCAAAGGUCAUUUUGCCAAGGACUGCUUCAUGCAACCAGGAGGCACCAAAUACAGCCUGAUACCAGAGGAGGAGGAGGAGGAGGAGGAGGAAGACGCAGCAGCAACAGAACGUGAGGGAAGGGAGAAGUCUGUACAUACAGAAAAUACUUCCCAGAAGAGAAAGAAGCUUCUCACUGCCCCUCAGUGUGUGUCCUGCUUGUGAGCCUCCCUAGUUGGCUCUGGGAGUUCAGACUGGGAUGAGAUGGCAAGAAAAACCAACCCAAGUCACACCACCAUCACCUUCGCUCUGCUCCGAUGGGCAGGAUGUCAUGGAAGGCACUGGCAACACAAAUAUCAAAAGAAAACAGCUUCUGCCCUCUGGGAUCUCCCCUAUCCUGACAACUUCUGUAGAAGAGAACGGCUGAGGGCUGGGUGGCAGGGGCAAUAAUCCUCUAUUUUACAGAUGGGGAAACUAAGGCACACAGCAGUGAAGACAUUAGCCCAGUGUCCCAGGAUGGAUUAUAAGGGAGCUUUAGAACCUUUUGCCCAAGGAGUCAUCAGAUUAAUGCCGGCAAUACAAGCUAGUAAUACCUUAUCUAUGAUGCCAGAAAUACCUGGGUGUAACUGUGAGAAGAGUAAAUGAUUACCAGCUCCUCAGUGGCCCUUCAUCCCUGCUCAGCCAGAAACCCAGCCAGAGAAAAACUGAAGUACAAGGCAAUUAACAUUGGCAGGCAAUGAGGUAUGAUGAAAUGAGGACCUGGAUUCGAAUCCUGCCUCUGGCAUAUACCUGUAUGACCUUGGGCAAGUCACUUUAUCUCUCCUAGCCUCACUUUCCCCAUCUGUAAAAUGAGGGGUUAGACCAGAGGGCCUCUGAGGUCCCAGUCCCCUUCAACUCUAGAUUUAGAGUCUUGUUAUAUAAUAAAUACAAAGAGUAUACAGUUUGGAGUCAGAAGAUCAAGGUUCACAUUCCUGUUCUAGGAGGUUUUUGACCUGGAAUAAAUCAUUUCCCCUCCCUAGGCCUCAGUUUCUUCAUCUGUAAAACGAAGGCAUUAGACCAGAUGAUCACUGGGGUCCUUGCCAGCUCCAAUCUAUGGCCUCCGAUCUCUGGAGAGAUGCUGUCCAUGGAUCUCUGGGCUUGCCACGUCCUUCUCCAUUCCUUAAAAAGGAAGAGCACACACACAGCUCUCCAGCCCUAUAAAUUUAACAAGCAGGGAGAGGGUAGCAGUUAGACCCUGCUCCGUUGCUUCAUUUUGGCUAGAGGGGCUGUUCAAGAAGCCUCGUGCUGUGUGUCUGUCACCAAGGCCAGCCC